GCUUAUCACGUGACGUACAUUCAAACUUCGUCAUCCUGGCCGCUAUUCGAGUUCUUCUUUUGAAACAAGUAGCUGUGGGUGAUAAGCACGUGCAGGAGUUGAUGAACAAUGGAUUCAACGUGAGAACAAUAUCUCCGCAGGAAUUUUUGUUUACUAAUGGAGAGCAGUUGGCAAGUGCUGUCAAGUCUCCUGACAAUUAUUCUGGUUUAAUAUUGACAAGCCAAAGGGCAGUUGAAGCCAUUGAGAAUUGCUUCACAUCAAAGAAUGAGCUUGAAGAAUUUCAGAAGAACGAGCUUCUUCGAUGGCACAACUUGGGCGUGUUUGUUGUUGGGAAGGAAGGCUACAAAUGAAGCUGCCACACAGCUUGGUCUAAAAACAAUGGGAUCGGAGGCAGGAAAUGCUAAGGCAUUAGUUCCGAUCAUCAAACAGUGGUUUGGUUCCAAUCUAUCGGAUAAGCCUCUCCUAUUUCCUUGUGCAGACAUAAGAAAGGACAUUUUACCCGAAGCUCUGAAAACUGCAGGAAUUCCACUGCAAGAGCUCAUUGCCUACUGUACAAGCCCACAUUCAGACCUCCAAGAAAAUGUGCAGUCAUACUUGAGGUCUGAGGGUGAUCCACAGUGUAUCGUUUUCUAUAGCCCCUCAAGUGUACAAUACUCGAUUCAAUUCUUGCAGAGCCAUAUGAAAGACUGGCAAUCUGUUAAGCUGAUUUCUAUUGGACCGAGCACGAGUGAUGCUAUGGAAACGACUGGUUGUUCUGUGACUGCUACAGCCAGCAGGCCGAGUCCCGAAGGCAUUCUGGAAGCAAUUCGAUCUUGUACACAGACAGAAAUGUGUUUGGGCUCUAGUUGAGAUUUGUAGAGCAUAUUGGAUAGUUAUAUUUAAGUAUAUAUGUUCUAGUUAUUGAUUUUAGAAUUUGCUCAUUUAGUUAAUAUCAGCAGAUUACAAUGU
This is a messenger RNA of Corticium candelabrum, 948 nucleotides long. RefSeq names its product uroporphyrinogen-III synthase-like. Gene Ontology annotation, cellular component: cytosol. Gene Ontology annotation, biological process: uroporphyrinogen III biosynthetic process. NCBI's taxonomy places the organism in Eukaryota, Metazoa, Porifera, Homoscleromorpha, Homosclerophorida, Plakinidae. Bases 265 to 849 code for a protein of 194 amino acids. The record is from RefSeq and is a predicted model, not a curated record. Gene Ontology annotation, molecular function: uroporphyrinogen-III synthase activity. The transcript is spliced from 9 exons.